Messenger RNA from Mauremys mutica (yellowpond turtle), 5251 nucleotides. RefSeq lists its product as uncharacterized. NCBI's taxonomy places the organism in Eukaryota, Metazoa, Chordata, Testudines, Geoemydidae. The record is from RefSeq and is a predicted model, not a curated record.
UUUAACUAUAGCUAUGGCAACAAGAGUAGAGAUCAACUCUGCUCUAGCAUCCUUAACAAUAUCUGACUUAAAUGAAAUUACAAGUGAGGAUAAAACACAACGCACAUACAUCAAGCCUCUUUUGGAUGCAAGUAAUAAGGCUGGUCAACCUUCUAAUCCUUCGGCACCAAUAAUUCUUGAAGAAAAAAACAAAUUUGGGAGCACUUGGAGACCAGCAACUAUGCCUACUCCCGGAUCAAGACCAAGGCUUUCUGCAAAGCCAUUUUCUAAGGAGAAACCUUCAGAUACUUUUGCGAAUGUGAAACCUCCUGUUACUGCUCUCAAACCAAGUAAUUUUUUCCCCAAGUUCUCUGUGUAUGGACAGCCUACUGAAGACAUGACAUCUGCUAAGGUGUCAAGUGGAGAUGUCCCUCUAUUAGUAGAUCAAAACCUAAUUGAAAAUGAAAAUAAAGGCAACAAUGAAUUAGUCACAAAUGUGGCCUUUUAUUCCAGUCCCAGUAGAAAUACUGUGAUUCUUUUUGAAACAGCUAGCACUGAAAAAUCCAAGGUAAAUUUAACACAAGGUAAAAUAUCUGUUGAUGAGCACAGAACACUUGGCACUGUACAGACAAAAGAGUGGCAAGGUAAUGCAAAGCCUGAGAUGAUAUCUCAGCCAUCAAUGACUUCCAGAAAACCUGAAGGUGGUCUGCAUAGGCAAAUAUCUUUUUCAUCAGACCUCAAACCAGUCUCUUGGAAUCCUCACCAAUCUGAUGAAAAAAAACACACAUGUGAAGAUCCAAUAGGUGAGAGAACCAACGAUGUUGCAAAAUAUGCCAACAGCGAAGUUGGCUUAUUAACUGAAGUGCAACGAAAGCUAAAACAUAGACCUGUAUCUGCUGUUUUUCUGGAAUCGUUAAAAGAUCAAAAGCAUAGCAAUUUGGAAGUCUCUGAAGAAAAAUCUCCUACAGAGAAAUCAUGGGUUAGAAAACCAAGGCCUUUGUCCAUGGAUCUAACUGCCAAAUUUGAAAAUAAAGACUUUUCUCUGUGCAAGAAAACGUGUCCAUCUGAUGAGAUUAAGGCGAAUGUACCAGUAAUUCACUUCACUGACAUAGGCUAUCAAGAACAGUCUGAAAUGAGGUCUAAAGCUGAAGAAAUAGAUUUGAAUAAAGGUGAUCCCUCUAAAUCAAAUUUGAAAUGUAACAAUCAGGACAUUGACUUUCUUGAUGUUAAAAACAAAUGUAGUGAGCAAAACCAGAAAGUCUUUCCAAAAGAUUUAGACCCAUCAAGCCCAAAUUAUACAAAAGACUUGAUACAGAUCUCUGCUAAAGAUAAAAAAUACCCUUGGGAACCUAAACAGAAAUCUAAAGAUGAACAAAAUGAGAAAAAAAUGGACAUUGUAACUAACUUACAUGGAUCAGAAAAAAACAAGGAAAUGGCUAAUAACAAAAGCAAAACAAUUAAAGAGGUGGAAAUAUUGGAUCAAAAGGAAACUUCCAGAGUUUUAGCCAGUGAAAACUCUACAGAUUCCUCAAAAAAAGAAAACAAGACCUUGAGGGGAAGCGUUAAAAAGCACAUUUGUUUGUUUGCUGGCUCAGAAAGCAGCACUACUCCAACGGAUACCGAGCCUCUCCCGGCAGCCACUGAGAGGGAAAACAGAAAUGUGAACAUCCAACAGAGAAUCAGAGAACUGACAACAGAAAAUACAGAUGUUAAGCCAGGAAAUCUACGCAGAUCACUCAAGUCACGACCACUUUCUGCAGACUUAACAAAGAAGUUUUCAAGCCCAGCAUCAACCAAUGAAAUUAAACAAGAGAAGCCUACUGAAUUGAAUAGUGAUGUUUCUAGUGAAACACAAGAAAAUCAAAAGAGUAUGGAGAUGAAGCCUCCUCCUGGAGCAGAUUGUACUGAGAUCUGUGCUAUUGGGAAUCAGUGGAAACCACGACAGACUGUAAAAAUAUCAGAGAAAGUUGAUCAGAUCGAAAGAAAAGGAAGCUUUCUGAGAGAGAGGCAAAAUUUCUCUUUGCAGGGUGAAAACUCUGUGUCAGCCACAAAUAACUUUGAAAAAAAAUUAAAACCCACCAUUCCUGCAGAAAAGACACAUUUAAAAACUGUCCGAGCCACCAUGUUUGACCACAAUGUCCAGAGGCAGAAUGUUGCUGCUGGUCACCCUGUAGUUGAUCCUACUCGAAAGCUGACUAAUGAAUUUGAAGGCAAAUAUGAUGUUGUGACUUUACUAGGCCAUAACAGAAGAUCUGGGAUGGAAAAAGAAUUACAGGAGAAAACUUGUUCAAAGAGAGAGGAUCACAGUCAGUCUGAUGUAUCAGGAUAUGUAGCGGAUGCAGAAAAACGUGGAAAAACAAUUUAUCUAAAUGAAGACAAGAAAAUUUCUCAUGCAGUUCCAGUGGAAAAAUAUUCUUCAUGUGCGAAAUGUGAAAAACCCACUCCUAAGCAUGUAGAGGACUCUCUAAUUUACCAACGAAUAGAGCCAAGAUAUGAAAUCCUUCAGACUUUUGGUAAAAGAGCACUUAGUGAAGCUAUUACAGUAGUUCCUGAAGAUAAGGCUGUGACACUCAGAACUAGAAAAUCUUCUGUGAAAGAGAAGAGAGAACCUGAUGGGAAUGUCUUACAUGCUGAUGAGCUGUGCGGGCUAGAUAAUAAAACUGACCCAUUGAAAGAAGGUAGUUUUAUUUCAGAAACUAAAGACAUGUUGGAAACUUCUACAAAAAAGUUUACUUUUAAGGAACCUAAAGAUACCUUCAACAGCAAAUGUACUUUCCAUGAACAGAUAACCGAGUACAAUAAAAAUCAGAGCGAACUGGUAUUUAUAACUGAGAAAUCAUCUUAUGCUAUAAACAAAAGUACGGAUUUGGGGACAGCAAAUGAAAAAAUGACACAAUUGCAUCCUGAAAUGCAAAAAGAAAAGAAUGAAAUCUCUUGCACAGAUAAAACAGAGAGCUCUAACGUGACCAAAUACUUUUCUGAGAGAGCUGGUAUAAAACCAGUUAGGACAGAUGGCUAUGAAUCCAGAGCUGUCUUGGGCCAAGAUGUUGUUUCAGCCAGUGCCAAUAAACAUGGGAGUCAGAUUUCAGUGCCUGGAUAUAGCCAAUUGUAUAAACCCUCCAUGGACCAGCAUCCUAGCACAGAAGUAAUAACUGCUGAUAAAGAGAAAUCCAGAGUUUUUGGAUUAAGGAAAUAUCCAGACUCAAAUUGUGUAAGAAAAGAUUUAGGCUUAGAUGUUGCAGCCCUUGAAAAUGAGAGAUACAAACUCAGAUUAGUAGAACCAGAAGAAAAAGUCAGAAGAACCAGUAGUAGUGUUUCUGACCUUAAAAUUUCAGAAAGAUGGCGAAGGAAGACCUUGCCUCAGGACUCUAGCAAGCUAGAAGAAGUUGGCCCACUAACUCAAGAAAGUAUUAAAAGGCUGAGUAGAACAGAUUCAUUGCAAUUUGAUGAAGGUGCAAUAAUGAAAAAGAGUAAAAGAAGCAAAGAUGGGAUAGAAUCAAAGGAGGUGAACCACACAGUUUCAGUCAGUCCUGAUUAUUUGAAGAAGCAAGUUUCUCCCCUUGAACCAAAGGCAACCUAUUUUGCAGUUACAUAUCAGAUUCCUGGUAAAAAAGAAAAAAGCUCUGUAAGUACUGUUAAUGCAAAUGAAAAUAGCCAAAUUACUACAGUAGUUGAAAGUGCACCAGUUAAUCUGAACUCUGGUUCUUCCAGAAGGUCCAAGCCUACAUCUCAGCAAUCCUAUAAAAAUGUACCGAGUACACAUUGUAAAGAUAAGUCCCUAGAGGAAUGUGUUAACAAGCAUUGGGCUAAAGAGGAAGAACAAGAUAUUCUAAGUUUAAAAAAAAUAUAUCCAGUGCUUGGAGAGGAUGAUAAUAGGAGGUCUUGUGAGAGAGGGCUGGAUCAUGCUAAAGAGAAAAUUAUAGGUGUUGAUUCUUUCCUCUUAAAACAGGGCCUGAAAAAUACUAUUCAAACUGAUCUUAAAGGUAGUGGAGGAAAAGUCUCCUCAUACCAUGAGGCAAAAUCCAUGCAACACUUCAGGCAUUCACACAACGACAGUGAACUAUUUACACACAAGAAGUUUGGGGAAGACAGUCACGAUGUGUUCAGAGUAAAGACUGAAGAUAAGUAUAGAUCUAGAGUUCUUGAUAUUGAUGCUCUUAUGGCAGAAUAUAAAGAAGACUACAUAAAGGCCAGUGACAUUCAAGAAAAAAAGGAUGACCAGUUCUCUGAAGAUCACAGUACGUUUUAUUGGGAGAUGUCAAAGUACAAAAACAAUGUGGCUGAUAAAAUUCCACACAACUAUAACUGGAAAGAUUGGAAGAACUUGGAUCAAUUUGCUAGUAUCACUAAACAAGGUACCUGUGCAGAAGAACACCACAGGCCUGAGAAGUUAACGCUACAUGAAAACAGCAAAGAAAAACUGGAGUCUGGUAGCCAAGAAUGGAGUAAGCAAAAGUCCAAAGACAGAAAAUUCAGUCCUCCCCAUUGGGGAAAGCCUAGUUCACUUUCAGAUAAACUUAUAAAUUCACCUGCUGACUUUGUUGGUACCAGAAAAAAGACAUUUAUUAUUGAUGAGGAUCAAGGGAACAAUUUAACAUCUAGGCUCCAAAAUGCAAAGUACAUAAAUAACAAGGUACAGCCUGCAAAUACUAUUAGUGUGGACCAAAAACUGGAAGUCAGUUUAGCUUCUAAUUCCUCCCCUGAUGGUGGUGGUAGUGGCGGUGGCUUAUUACAGAAGAAAUUGUUCACAAAACAGCAGUUCACAGAGAUGUCUGUGGAUGAUGACUGGCACAAAAAUAUAAUGAGGAUCUCUGUAAAUAAGAACAAAGAGAAUGCAAACAAAAACUCACAUGAGAGUGACUUUUCCAAUACGAAGAGCAAAGCUGAGUGGAAUGACUAUAUAUCUGGUUUUGGAAAUGCACUACCAGAUUUAAAACGAUCAUACUCAGAAAAGAGCCGUCCUGCUAAAGCAAGAGGCAGCAUGCCUCUGAUGCAAGAAGCAAACGAAAGAAGGGACCAGCACCAAUUGAGGCAAAGCUUCCCAUUGGAAAAUGAAGAAAACAGAUUGAAAAAGAGGAGUGCAUAUCAACAAGAAUCUUUCGCCCAUGAAAAUAAAAAGGACUCUGAAAAAGAAUGGACCAAGCAGCAUUCUGACAGAUCAGGUGGGAAAGACUUGACUGUAGUACCUAUCCAGAGAAGAAGCCAUAGCUUUUAUAAAGACCGAAGAGCACAUAACUGGACGGACUACAAUGAUGGGAGGAGUUUGAAAUAA